AUGAAGAUCGACAUAGCUCUUGCGCUGGGCGCAACGGCUUCUGCGGGAGUUAUGGCCGCAGUGAUUCCCCAGGCGCCAUUGACGAAUCCCCAUAUAUAUCACAACCAAGAGAAGUAUUUGAUUGAAUUGGCUCCUUAUCAGACCAGAUGGGUGACCGAAGAAGAAAAGUGGGCAUUGAAAUUGGAUGGCGUGAAUUUCAUCGACGUCACAGCAGAGCGGAAUGCCGGGUUCUAUCCUACGUUGCACGCACCGAGCUAUGUGCACUAUCCGUCGAAGAUGGAGCAUACCGACGAAGUAACAACGCUUAUCAAAGACCUGGACAAGGCCAAUAUGCAGCACAACCUGGAGAAAUUCACCUCCUUCCAUACUCGCUACUACAAGUCUCAGACGGGCAUUGAAUCGGCCACAUGGCUCUACAACCAGGUUCAAGAUGUCAUCAAGAGCUCCGGGGCCGCGGAGCAUGGCGCCACUGUGGAGCAGUUUGCCCAUCCAUGGGGACAGUUCAGUGUCAUCGCUCGGGUCCCUGGCCAAACAAAUAAAACCGUCGUGCUGGGUGCUCACCAGGACAGCAUUAACCUGUUCCUUCCUUCAAUCCUGGCUGCGCCGGGCGCCGAUGACGAUGGCAGUGGAACUGUCACCAUACUCGAGGCCCUGCGUGGUCUCCUACGGUCGGAACCCAUUGCACGGGGGGACGCACCCAAUACCGUUGAGUUCCAUUGGUACUCGGCGGAAGAAGGUGGAAUGCUGGGUUCUCAAGCUGUCUUCUCCCAGUAUAAGAAGGAUAAGCGCGACGUGAAGGCCAUGCUCCAGCAGGACAUGACCGGCUAUACCCGGGGAGCUCUUGAGGCUGGUCGCCAAGAGGCCGUGGGAAUAAUGGUCGACUACGUGGACCGAGAUCUCACGCAAUUCCUGAAGGACGCAGUCACGACCUACUGCGAUAUUGGUUUCAUUGACACCAAAUGCGGGUACGCCUGUUCCGACCACACGUCGGCGAGUAAAUAUGGUUAUCCGGCAGCCAUGGCGACCGAAUCGGAAAUGGAAAACAGCAACAAGAGAAUCCACACGACUGAUGACAGGAUUGAAUAUUUGAGUUUUGACCAUAUGCUCGAACAUGCCAAGUUGACACUCGGCCCAUACAGCCAGGAACUCCACGUUGCUUGCCUGGCAAUCCAGAGGGCCACGCUGUUGACGAAAAAGGUCCUCGAGGCCGUCGACAAAGGGAGUCUCGACAAGAGCGACUCCACGCCCGUGACGGUUGCCGACUUUGCCGCCCAAGCGCUGAUCAUUGGCGCGAUUCACCAUGCAUUCCCCGAGGACGACAUCGUUGGCGAGGAGGACUCGGCAGCUCUUCGUGCUGAUGCCAGUCUUCUUGAGCGAGCUUGGGACCUGGUCUCGUCUACCCACCUUGAUGACGGCGCGAGCGAAGCUUUGCUUUAUACGCCAAGUUCGAAAGAGGAAAUGCUCGGGUUGAUCGACUUGGGAGCCCAGGGCACCUGCGGUCCGAAGGGUCGCUCCUGGGUCCUGGAUCCCGUGGACGGCACGGCGACGUUUAUUCAAGGCCAACAAUAUGCGGUCUGUCUGGCGUUGGUGCAGGAUGGACGUCAACGCGUCGGGGUGUUGGGCUGCCCUAAUCUCAAUUUGGCUUCGGGCCGUAUGCACGAAGAUGCAGUGGACCGGGAUGGAUACGGAUCUCAGGUGUUUGCCGUCGCCGGCCAAGGUGCCUAUAUACGCAAGAUGGGAACGGGGGCCCUCCAACCGGCUCGCAAGCUCGACCCCAAGCCCCAAAUCACGGAGUUCCAGGAGUUGGACUUUGUGGAUUGCGUGGCUUCCACAUCUUCGAACAUCGACUAUCAUGCUCGCCUUGCAUCUUACCUGAAUGCGCCCUGGCCCCACACGACCGACCUCUGGGCGGCGCAGCUUCGAUAUAUCGCCAUUGCCGUUGGAAGCUGCAACACCCUGAUCAAGAUUCCGCGCAAGGCGUCCUAUCGAUCCAAGAUCUGGGACCACGCCGGAGGGAUGCUGAUUGCCGAGGAGGUUGGAUGUACGGUCAGCGACCUGGCAGGCAACCCGGUUGACUGCAGCCUGGGCAGGACCCUGGCGGAGUGUUACGGAAUGAUUAUAGCGCCGGCCUCUAUCCACGGACGGCUUGUUGAGGCCGUGAAACAUGUUGUGUAA
Molecule: messenger RNA, 2175 nt
Organism: Aspergillus steynii IBT 23096
Lineage: Eukaryota; Fungi; Ascomycota; Eurotiomycetes; Eurotiales; Aspergillaceae
Product: Zn-dependent exopeptidase
Exons: 4
Coding region: 1-2175 (724 amino acids)
Biological process (GO): sulfate assimilation
Molecular function (GO): 3'(2'),5'-bisphosphate nucleotidase activity
Source: RefSeq, a predicted model, not a curated record